CUCGAGCAGGACCCACAGACCAGACUGCAAUCUGACCGAGGAGGUCCCCCACCCGCCAGGUGCGCUCUGCCCAGCCAGCAGACAGCAGACUGACCCACCAGCCUGCUUCUCGCCCCAGACCCUCUCGCCGUUAGACACAGCCCUGCCCCCCAUGGCCCAGCCCCUGCCGGCCACCUUCGGUUGCAUCAGCCUCCUCUGCCUGCUGCUCCCAGGCACACUGUCCCGAGGCCUGGGCGGAAGCCAACAGCCAGCCCCACCCAGGGAGCCCCUAGCCCGGACCCUUUCCAGUGGCCUGAAGCCUGGACACCCUGCAGUUCAGCCUGUGGUCUGGAAGCUACCCCAGACCCUCCAGCCACAGAGAAGCACCAACCGAGCCCCCGCCAUGGGUCAGCCUCUCCAGGGUGGUACCCGCCGACACCUGGGCCCCCACAGGUCCCGAGCCCAGCUCCUGCGGGUGGGCUGUGUGCUGGGCACCUGCCAGGUGCACAACCUCAGCCACCGCCUCUGGCAGCUGGUUGGGUCAGCGGGCCCACGGGACUCAGCCCCCGUGGACCCCAGCAGCCCCCACAGUUACGGCUGAGAUGGAGCAGAACAUUCCUCUGCCUGUCCUAGCCGGGAUGCCCCCCGCCCCCCGGUCCCAGAGCUUCAUCUGGGCCCCCAGCCCCACCCAGCCCCCUGGACCUCCUGCAAACAGCAAUAACCAGAAAGUAUGCAGGCCCCCAAGGCAGCUCCCGCCCCACCCCACACCCACCUGGUCCUGUAGCAAGCAACCUUGACUGGCUUUGGACAUCGAAGGCCAUGCACGUGUCGACCUGAGCAGAUCUGCAGUCAGAGUCUGGACUCCUGAAAGAGGCUUCAGAGGGGCAGGGGCAGCCCAAGUAUGUGGACCAGGAGGCCCAGGGCCACCAUGUGCCAGCACAAGGUGGGCCAGUGUGGCCCCUUCCUUGCUGGUCUGGAGUCAUCAGAUUAAACUCUGGCUUUGGGCAUGUGCGCUUGGUCAGUCCCAGGUCCCCAGCCUUUCCACUCCCUGUGCCCUUGAGACUGGAAAGACUGUAGGGAGCAGGACGCCUGUGGUCCCUGUCCCCAGGGCUGUGGGGAGAGAGGACAGGACAGGUCAAAAUGGAGUCCCUCCCCCACCCCCACCUGCAGCCUGGGAGAGGGUGUAGAGAUUCAAGAACCAGGCGGGGGCAGCUGAGCCGAAGCCCCUUCCCACCCCUCUGAGCAGGGUGGGGCUGGGUGGGGCAAGGCCUCCCAGCCCAGAUAGGCACGGGCAGAACCAUCCCCACCUCAGGUGGGGUGGGAUGGUCGAACAAGGGUGGGGGCACCACAGACUAUACAUUCUCCCCAACCCCACCCUGCUCAGCUCUGGGACUUACUGUGGGGCCGGCGCAGGGACAGUAGGAGGCUGGAACAGGCUUGCUGAGAAUUUGGGGAGGUGGUUUGUCCUCACAGGUUUCAAAUAAAGUCUUCAGCCCGUUCCUGGUGUAUGUCCACCCCAGCCCAGGUAGGGUUUUUCACGCCGUGA
Molecule: messenger RNA, 1525 nt
Organism: Suricata suricatta (meerkat)
Lineage: Eukaryota; Metazoa; Chordata; Mammalia; Carnivora; Herpestidae
Gene: ADM2
Product: adrenomedullin 2
Exons: 3
Coding region: 152-580 (142 amino acids)
Biological process (GO): positive regulation of heart rate; adenylate cyclase-activating G protein-coupled receptor signaling pathway; regulation of systemic arterial blood pressure
Source: RefSeq, a predicted model, not a curated record